This is a messenger RNA of Orycteropus afer afer, 2338 nucleotides long. RefSeq names its product ADAM metallopeptidase domain 9 (gene ADAM9). The record is from RefSeq and is a predicted model, not a curated record. Gene Ontology annotation, molecular function: metalloendopeptidase activity; integrin binding. NCBI's taxonomy places the organism in Eukaryota, Metazoa, Chordata, Mammalia, Tubulidentata, Orycteropodidae. Gene Ontology annotation, biological process: membrane protein ectodomain proteolysis; transforming growth factor beta receptor signaling pathway; cell-cell adhesion mediated by integrin. Gene Ontology annotation, cellular component: plasma membrane.
AUGGGGUCGGGCGUGGGCUCGUCCUGUGAGAUCCUCAGCUUCCAGUGGCUGCUGUUGUUUGGCCUGCUGGGUCCAGUCCUCGGCGGGGCGCAGCGAGGCUUCCAACAGACCACACAUCUCUCUUCUUAUGAAAUUAUAACUCCUUGGAGGUUAACUAGAGAACGGAGAGAAGCACCUAGGCCCAAUUCAAAACAAGUAUCUUAUGUCAUUCAGGCUGAAGGAAGAGAACAUAUUAUUCACUUGGAAAGGAACAAAGACCUUUUGCCUAAAGAUUUUGUAGUUUAUACCUACAACAAGGAAGGGGCUCUGAUCUCUGACCAUCCUGAUAUACAGAAUCACUGUCAUUAUCGGGGCUAUGUGGAAGGAGUUUAUAAUUCAUCCGUUGCUCUUAGCAACUGUUUUGGACUCAGAGGAUUGCUGCAUUUAGAUGAUGUGAGUUAUGGGAUUGAACCCCUGCAAAACAGUACUCUUUUUGAGCAUAUCUUUUAUCGAAUGGAUGAUGUCAACAAAGAGCCUCUGAAAUGUGGGGUUUCCAACAAGGAUGUAGAGAAACAAAUCACAAAGGAUGAAGAGGAAGAGUCUCCAAACAUGACCAAGCUACUUCGAAGAAGAAGAGCUAUCCUGCCCCAGACCCGAUAUGUGGAACUAUUCAUUGUAGUAGAUAAGGAAAAGUAUGACACAAUGGGGAGAAAUCAGACUGCUGUGAGAGAAGAGAUGAUUCGUUUAGCAAACUACUUAGAUAGCGCACUAAGGAAGAAGGGUUUUGGUGGGACUGCAGGAAUGGCAUUUGUGGGAACAGUGUGUUCAAGGAGCCAUGCAGGCGGGAUUAAUGUGUUUGGGCAAAUCACUGUUGAGACAUUUGCAUCCAUUGUUGCUCAUGAGCUGGGUCAUAACCUUGGAAUGAAUCAUGAUGAUGGGAGAGAUUGUUUUUGUGGAGCAAAGAGCUGCAUCAUGAAUUCAGGAGCAUCAAUUUCACUCCCACCAGUUCAUAAAACUCCUUUUUUUGAGGUCUACAGUGGCCACCACAUUGCUAAAUCCAAUAAUGAUUUCUCAAGCCUCCUCUUACUUGACCUCUUAGCAGCAUCUGAUGCAGAAUGUGAAUUGGACCCUUGUUGUGAAGCACGCACUUGUAAGCUUCAAUCAGGUGCUGAAUGUGCAUAUGGUGACUGUUGUAAAAACUGUUUGUUCCUUCCAGGAGGGACUUUAUGCCGAGGAAAAAGCAGUGAAUGUGAUGUUCCUGAGUAUUGCAAUGGCUCUUCUCAGUUCUGUCAGCCAGAUGUUUUUAUUCAGAAUGGAUAUCCUUGCCAGAAUAACAAAGCCUAUUGUUACAAUGGCAUGUGCCAAUAUUAUGAUGCUCAGUGUCAAGUCAUCUUUGGCUCAAAAGCCAAGGCUGCCCCAAGAGAUUGUUUCAUUGAUGUGAAUUCUAAAGGUGACAGAUUUGGCAAUUGUGGGUUUUCUGGCAAUGAAUAUAAGAAGUGUGCCACUGGGAAUGCUUUGUGUGGAAAGCUUCAGUGUGAGAAUGUACAAGGCAUGUCUAUAUUUGGAGUUGUACCUGCUAUUAUUCAAACCCACCAUAGAGGUACUACAUGUUGGGGUGUGGACUUCCAGCUAGGAUCCGAUGUUCCAGAUCCUGGGAUGGUGAAUGAAGGCACAAAAUGUAAUGUUGGGAAGAUCUGUAGAAACUUCCAAUGUGUAAAUGCUUCUGUUCUGAAUUACGACUGUGAUAUUCAAAAAAAGUGUUAUGGACAUGGGGUAUGUAAUAGCAAUAAGAACUGUCACUGUGAAAAUGGCUGGGCUCCUCCAAAUUGCGAGACUAAAGGAUAUGGAGGAAGUGUGGACAGUGGACCCACAUACAAUGAAAAGAAUACUUCACUGAGAGAUGGACUUCUGGUGUUCUUCUUCCUAAUUGUUCCCCUUAUUGCAUUUGCUGCUUUUGUCUUCAUCAAGAGAGAUCAAUUACAGAAGAGAUGCUUCAGAAAAAAGAGAUCACAAACAUAUGAAUCACAUGACAAAAAUCAAGGAAAUGAUUCUAGACAGCCAGUGAGUGCCCCUCGCUUUGUUUCUCCAGUGAUUCCUCCCAGAGAAGCUCCUGUGUAUGCAAAUAGAUUUCCAGUACCAACCUAUGCAGUCAAGCAACCUCAGCAGUUCCCAUCAAGGCCACCUCCACCACAACCGAAAGUAUCAUCUCAGGGAAAUUUAAUUCCUGCUCGACGUGCUCCUGCACCUCCUUUAUAUAGUUCACUUACUUGAUAUUUUCACCUUCUUUUUGCUGAUGUCUUCAGGGAACUGAGCUAAUAAUAUAUAUUUUUUUCCUGAUGUUUUCAUAAUAAACUUUUCU